CUUUCUCUAACCACAACAUUCUUCAUCCUGAGCUAAAGAACAUAUAGUGAUAUCUUGAGCUAAACAACAUUGAUCUAAAAAUGGGUAUUAUGAUCAAAGACUUGAUUGAAUCAACUGAUCUCAUUUCUGUUUCUAAUUCCAAACAUGCACUCCCUGCAAAAGUCGAGGAUCUCACUACGUUAGCUGAAGAAUCUGUGGAGCAAGUUGCUCUACCCAUAAUUGAUUUCUCACUCCUCACUUCGGGUUCCCCAGACCAGCGGUCUAAGAUAGUCGAAGAGCUUCGAAAUGCAUGUCUGCAUUGGGGAUUCUUCAUGGUGGUUAAUCAUGGAGUUCCACAGAGUUUGAAAGAGGAAUUGAUCAACUCCUGCAUGAAUUUCUUCGACUUAAGUCUGGAAGAAAAGUCGGUUUACGAGGGAGAGAAUGCGUCAGACCCUUGCAUUUUGGACCCAAUUAUAUGUGGAACCAAUUUUAACCCUGCCUCUAGGAGUGUCUCCUUUUGGAGGGAUUAUCUUAGAGUUUUAGUGCAUCCAGUGUUUAAUUCCCCUGUUAAACCCGAGGCUUUGAGUGAGGGUUUAAGGGAGUACAGUAAUAGAUCAAGAGAAAUAAUGAAAGAACUUACUAGAGCAAUAAUGGAGGGACUUGAAUUAGAGGAAGAAAACAUCGAAGAGUCCCUUGAACUAAAUUCUGGUGUUCAAAAGUUUUCUGCAAAUCUCUACCCUCCUUGCCCACAGCCUGAACUAGCAAUUGGUUUGCCCCCACAUGCUGAUCGCGGUCUCUUAACCCUACUCAUCCAGAAUGACGUUGGUGGAUUGCAAAUUAAGAACAAGGGAAAAUGGGUUGCGGUGAAUGCAAUUCCGAACUCUAUCAUGGUUAACAUUGGUGAUCAUAUGGAGAUACUGAGCAACGGGAAGUAUAAGGCCGUGCUUCAUCGAGCUGUGGUGAACAACAAGGAAACAAGAAUAUCUUUGGUUAUGACAAAUGGACCCUCAACUGAAACUUACGUAACUUAAUGAGUACCUAGUAUCAGCAAGGCAAUUGCAAGGUCUUGGGAAAAAGCAUCACUUGUGGAUGGUGGAGCAUUGCAGUGAUUAUCAUGGCUUUUAUAAUUAUGUUGCGUGGUUUGCUUCGUUUGAACGUGUGCUUUGUCAAUCGAGCAAAAAUAAAUGCGUGCUUUGUACGUUAUGUGUGACUGCUGUUAUCUAAACUUGACUAUGAGUAAUAUGAAUAUGUACUUCUGUUCUACGUGAAUUACUGAUCUUUUCCUCUUA
Papaver somniferum (opium poppy) is the source of this 1268-nucleotide messenger RNA. Its product is annotated as protein DMR6-LIKE OXYGENASE 2-like. The record is from RefSeq and is a predicted model, not a curated record. Bases 81 to 1010 code for a protein of 309 amino acids. The transcript has 4 exons. NCBI's taxonomy places the organism in Eukaryota, Viridiplantae, Streptophyta, Magnoliopsida, Ranunculales, Papaveraceae.